Ambispora leptoticha is the source of this 265-nucleotide messenger RNA. The record is from the annotation of a GenBank genome assembly. Lineage: Eukaryota; Fungi; Glomeromycota; Glomeromycetes; Archaeosporales; Ambisporaceae.
CUUGUACAAAACUAUAAAGCAUCCACUUCUAAAACAUAUAUCAGGGCCAAACGAUAAUGACAAUAUAAUUCGCCACAUCUUCUCGAACCACGAGAUUCGAUCCGAAUCAACAGCCAAAAAAAUUGCCGCGAAUAUUCAGAAUCUGUUUACGCCAAAAGUCGCUGCUGAUAUUGAUGCAACUCAGUUUGAAGCGUUGAAUGCAUCAACAUUACAUUGGUUUGAUUUAAAAAAGUUGGCGUGGCAAUUGUUAAAGUCGGCUUUAUAA